GUGGGUGCCUGGCGUCUGGGGCUCGGCGUUGGUUACCGGGGAUGUGGAGAGCUGGCGGGAUGUCGGCGGAGCUGGGAAUUGGAUUCGCCCUGCGGACGGUGAACGAGCGUGUUCAGCAGGCGGUGGCGCGGCGGCCACGGGAUCUCCCAGCUGUCCAGCCCCGGCUAGUCGCCGUCAGCAAAACCAAACCUGCAGACAUGGUGAUUGAAGCAUACAGUCAUGGCCAGCGCACUUUCGGGGAGAACUAUGUUCAGGAACUGCUAGAAAAAGCAUCAAAUCCUAAAAUUCUGUCUUCAUGUCCUGAGAUCAAAUGGCACUUUAUUGGCCACUUACAGAAACAAAAUGUCAACAAAUUGAUGGCCGUCCCCAAUCUCUUCAUGCUGGAAACAGUGGAUUCUGUGAAAUUAGCAGACAAAGUAAACAGCUCCUGGCAGAAAAAAGGUUCUCCAGAAAGGUUAAAGGUUAUGGUGCAGGUUAACACCAGUGGAGAGGAGAAUAAACAUGGCCUUCCACCUUCAGAGACGAUAGCCAUGGUGGAACACAUAAAUGCCCAGUGCCCCAGUCUGGAAUUUGUGGGGCUGAUGACCAUAGGAAGCUUUGGGCAUGAUCUUAGUCAAGGACCAAAUCCAGACUUUCAGGUAUUAUUGUCCAUCCGGAAGGAGCUGUGUAAAACGCUGAACAUCCCCAUUGACAGGGUUGAGUUGAGCAUGGGCAUGUCCAUGGACUUCCAGCACGCAAUCGAAGUGGGAUCUACAAAUGUCAGAAUAGGAAGCACCAUUUUUGGGGAACGGGAUUACUCAAAUAAACCUGCCAUGGACAAAUCCGCAGCAGACCUGAAGGCCUCAGAACACUGAACAAGGAACAACCCGGCAGUACCUCACAAGCUGUGGGCCCUGUCCAGGAAGACUUACUAUGCACUAACCUAGAGUUUAAUUUUGAUACUCUCCGUGUUACAGCACAACCGUGCUCUCCCAUGACCUGGUAGAGAACACUAAGAUUAUUCAUGUUGACAGAAAUCAUCUGUUCUUAGUCUCUGACGUGGGAAGCUCACUUCAAGCAGUGUUUUGGAUUGGAUUUGCGGAAGGCGUUCAAUAUUGAAUCCCAGCCAGGAGCACCAAUCAUAAAUGCCUUUCCAGGUUAAAAUUUGGUCACUGAUGCCUCUAGUCGCUGAAGUCAGAGGGCUUCCCGUGUGUCAUCCCACUUUAAUAGAAAAUUCCCACAUAGUUACCAGCUUCACACAAGCUCCCACUGAUUCUUCACCUUUGCUGCUCUGGAACAAGGUGAUUUCUGCCGAGUUUCUACCCUACUGAAUUUAUUUGGAGAUAUUCUCUACUCUGGAAUGGCAGUAUAGGGAACUUCAGGAAAUCGCUCAAGUUGAUUGUUGCUGAUAAGAGCUUGUGUCAUUAGCCACCCUGUAGUAUUGACCCUGAAAAUCGCAGGGGUGGCAUAAGUAGGACUUGAGCCCUCCUGUCAUCCUCCUGAAGAGACAGAGCCUUGCGCUUUUUCCCCUGGGAUCUGCACUGAUGAGAAUGUAACACUUUCUCCUCCACCAUAAUCCUGUUUAUGGCGGUUUUUUAUCAGCAACAGACCCGUGAAUCUCAUUGCUCCCCAGAAUGGAAGAUUCCUUCAAAGCCAGUUCAAGCACGUAGUUUCAGUGAGUCCUGGCUUUGGGUGUCCUCUCCCCAAGGAGCACGUUCCAGCCACACUUACAGCUUCCCUGCUGUAUUAAUAAGGUAGCAUUUUGCAACUCUUCUUGAUGGUCAAGAAAGUAGCAAGAUCUUCAAAAACCAGAAAGCACGACUCUCAGUCGUGACAGAUGGCUUCAUUGUGCACAGUUGUUUAUUUUCUAGGAGGUUUUUCUCAUUUAUUCAAGCCUCAGUCUUUAGUUUUAUGAAAGAACGUUCAGGACGUGACACUGCUGCUGAAUGUAAUUUUGUAAAACAAACCAUUAUGAUGCCUGUACUGUUUCAAAGCUAUAGUGUGGUAUUUCAGAGUCUAUUAAAAAUGUGCAAUUGAAUUAUACCAUCUGUGCCAAUUACAAAGCAAUUAAAAGAAUUUAUUUUUUAUGAUCUGAUGGAGUGAGUGAGUGUAACAGGAGGCGCAUCCUGCCAGCCUGCCUGUAGAGGCAGGCUUCCCUUGGGUCACAGAUGCAGCCAGAGGCAAGCUGUGGACCAAGAGGAAUCCUGAAUUUCUAAGGGCAUGAAAAUGAAACGCUGAUGU
This is a messenger RNA of Trichechus manatus latirostris (Florida manatee), 2220 nucleotides long. RefSeq names its product pyridoxal phosphate binding protein (gene PLPBP). Gene Ontology annotation, molecular function: pyridoxal phosphate binding. The record is from RefSeq and is a predicted model, not a curated record. The transcript is spliced from 8 exons. The coding region runs from base 42 to 854 and encodes 270 amino acids. Gene Ontology annotation, cellular component: intracellular anatomical structure. Lineage: Eukaryota; Metazoa; Chordata; Mammalia; Sirenia; Trichechidae.